AUGGCCACGGAAAGGCAAGACCACGCCGAGCACUUGGCUAUCCCAAGCGGCAAUGCUCCAUCACAACCUCUUUCAACGCUUGGAGUGCCCACCGAAACCACAACCGCUCCGUCGAGCCAUCCUCCUUCGGUGGUCCAUUUCGCCGCAAACACCAGCGCGCCACCUACCCGCCCUUCGUCGGCCCUCAACGUUCCUGUUAACACAAGCGCACCUUCAUCACGACCGUCCUCGAUCCGUCCCCCUUCCGCUCGCCAUGCGCCCACACAGGUGACGUUUACAGAUCCGGACUUCACAAAGCCUCCGCCUCUCAACUACACUCUUCGGACGAGGAUAAAGAGCAUUUGGAUAUUUUGGACGUUGGUCGUGCUGGACUGCGUGUGUUUGCCUAUAGCGCUGUACUUUGGCCUUUGGUACGGGACAAGUCUGUCGCACAAUGCAGUCUUCAGUAUCAGCACGGGUGCGCUGGGAACGGUCUCCAUUGUGGAGUACUUCAUCCGUUUCCGCAGGCUGUGGAGGAAAGGCUCGACUUGCCGAGUGAUUGGCGCGCGGCGGUUCUACUUGGACUGGUUUCACUGGACUCUCUCAGUUGCAUGGAUAGCGGUCAUGAUCGAGCUCAUUGUUGGCACCGUGCCCCAUGAACCACCCAUCCGGCUUCUUGCCAUGCCAGUCUCAAGCAUGGUGUUCGCGUUCGGUGUCGAGAUGCUCGUCAUGGAUGUUCUCCGCAUUGCCGGGUACCGGUCGCCAGUCCGAAUCUCUUCCCUACCAAGAGGCUCGCCAUUACGCCCCGGUAUCUACUCGAUUAUCGAGGACAUCGUAGCGGUCGACGGCUCAGGCGGCACAGAAUUCCGACAACGCCUCAACCUCCGCUACCAGGCCAGCAAGAUGUUCAGACAGAUGCUGCACCGGCUUACGCUGUUCUGGGGGUUUGGCGCUUGUAUCAUUGCGGCGAUCACAACGACGCUCAUCUUUACUAUUCAGAAGGAUGCUGCUUAUGUUGUUGGCUGGGUAAUUCCGUUCCUGUGGGCUGGCAUCUGGGCCAUUAUUACGACGAAAUGGGUGCAGAGGAGCCUCGCGGAGGAGUACCGCACAUGGGCUGAGGAGAGGCUCAAGCCGGCCGCAUAG
This is a messenger RNA of Coniosporium apollinis CBS 100218, 1122 nucleotides long. RefSeq lists its product as uncharacterized. The coding region runs from base 1 to 1122 and encodes 373 amino acids. The record is from RefSeq and is a predicted model, not a curated record. The transcript is spliced from 3 exons. NCBI's taxonomy places the organism in Eukaryota, Fungi, Ascomycota, Dothideomycetes.